This is a messenger RNA of Notodromas monacha, 198 nucleotides long. Lineage: Eukaryota; Metazoa; Arthropoda; Ostracoda; Podocopida; Cyprididae. The record is from the annotation of a GenBank genome assembly.
AUGAUCUGCGCUGGAAACGUUGAAGAUGGUGGUGUUGACACCUGCCAGGGAGAUUCCGGUGGCCCCUUGACUGAUGAAGCUGUGUCCAAAUUGCUCGGCUUGACCUCAUGUGGAUACGGCUGUGCUCAACCCGGAUUCCCCGGGGUCUACACCCAAGUGUCCUACUUCUUGGACUGGAUAGCAGAGAACAGCAAAUAG